AAAGAGAACUUCUUAAAUCCCAGCGUUCAGCGGCAGAGAAGAGCUCUCUCUCUCUCUCUCUCUCUCUCUCUCUCUCUCAAGCUCCAUCUCGGAGAAGCCUCACAUCAGAUCGGCCAUGAGCCUCUUCGGUCUUGGCAGGAACCAACGGACAUUUCGCCCAAAAAAGAGUGCACCAUCUGGUAGUAAGGGAGCACAGCUGCGCAGGCACAUUGAUGCCACUUUGGGCAGUGGAAACCUGAGGGAAGCAGUUAGGCUUCCACCUGGAGAGGACCCCAACGAGUGGCUUGCUGUUAAUACUGUGGACUUCUUCAACCAAGUCAAUCUGCUCUAUGGCACACUCACAGAAUUCUGCACACCUGAAAGUUGCCCUACAAUGACUGCAGGACCAAGAUAUGAGUAUAGGUGGGCUGAUGGAGUGCAAAUAAAGAAGCCCAUUGAAGUUUCUGCACCAAAAUAUGUUGAAUAUUUGAUGGACUGGAUUGAAGCUCAGCUUGAUGAUGAGUCCAUCUUUCCUCAAAGACUUGGAGCCCCCUUUCCUUCAAAUUUCAGAGAGGUUGUGAAGACGAUUUUCAAACGUCUAUUCCGUGUUUAUGCCCAUAUAUAUCACUCACAUUUUCAGAAGAUUGUCAGCCUCAAGGAGGAAGCACACCUCAACACAUGCUUCAAGCAUUUUAUUCUAUUUACAAAUGAGUUUGUCUUGAUCGACAAAAAGGAACUUGCUCCGCUUCAGGAGCUCAUCGAAUCCAUUAUCGUGCCUUAUUAAGCCUUAAACUGUAUAUUUCCAGUUUAAUAGCAGCUAUGCUUGCUAAUCUGCUGAAUAUGUACUUUAGUAAAACAUGUCUGUGUUUAUAGAUCCUACAACUAAGCUCUGCAGCAGUAUCAGUAUGUGUGUCGUGCUUAUGCAAUAUCAUGUAUUUGUAAUCCUUGAUACAAUAAAAUGCUAAGCAGUAUUAAUAAUUAUUAA
This is a messenger RNA of Dioscorea cayenensis subsp. rotundata (Guinea yam), 964 nucleotides long. Its product is annotated as MOB kinase activator-like 1A. Lineage: Eukaryota; Viridiplantae; Streptophyta; Magnoliopsida; Dioscoreales; Dioscoreaceae. The record is from RefSeq and is a predicted model, not a curated record. Gene Ontology annotation, biological process: signal transduction; positive regulation of protein phosphorylation. The transcript has 7 exons. Gene Ontology annotation, cellular component: cytoplasm; nucleus. The coding region runs from base 116 to 763 and encodes 215 amino acids. Gene Ontology annotation, molecular function: protein kinase activator activity.